This is a messenger RNA of Sebastes umbrosus (honeycomb rockfish), 6531 nucleotides long. Its product is annotated as E3 ubiquitin-protein ligase RBBP6-like. Gene Ontology annotation, molecular function: zinc ion binding; nucleic acid binding; ubiquitin protein ligase activity. Bases 396 to 5948 code for a protein of 1850 amino acids. Gene Ontology annotation, cellular component: nucleus. The record is from RefSeq and is a predicted model, not a curated record. Lineage: Eukaryota; Metazoa; Chordata; Actinopteri; Perciformes; Sebastidae. Gene Ontology annotation, biological process: mRNA processing; ubiquitin-dependent protein catabolic process; protein ubiquitination. The transcript is spliced from 19 exons.
GUGCUGACGAGCCGUUGCUGGUGGAAACAGCUGGUGGUUUCUGUCAGAACACACUUCGGCUUCACAGUGAUAGCAGCGUUUAAACAGGAAUAAAAGUUACUAAUUAGAGUCAAAACUGAGUGAGUGCGUUUUGGUUUGAGUCUCCGCUGCUGUUCCACCAGACGCCGGGACAUGUCAUCCUGUCAACGCCACUUUAUCCAGCGCUAGUUGUUAAUUAACGAGAGCUAGCUUGGUAGCCGCAGACUAUAGUGACGCACGGAUAGCUCAACUAGCUAACUUUGUAGUCACCUAGCAACUAACCAUAGAUACACGUGUUCCGUCACCUGCAGACUAACUGUCAGCUGUCUGUUUCUUUCUGACAGUACAGGGGUGAGGUUUUUUGUUUUAACUCCAGCAUGACUCAUGUUCAUUAUAAAUUCUCCUCCAAGCUGAGCUACGACACGGUGGUUGUUGACGGCCCACGCAUCACGCUGAGGGAUCUGAAGAGGCAGAUCAUGGGCAGGGAGAAGCUCCGAGCCGCGGACUGCGACCUGCAGAUCACCAACGCACAGAGCAAGGAAGAGUACAAGGAUGAUGAAGGUUCGAUCCCCAAAGGCUCCUCCGUCAUCGUCAGGAGAAUCCCAAUCAUCGGAGCAAAGUCCAGCUCGAGCAAGACCCGCAACAUUGAGCGAUCAGACGGCCAGUCUCACCACGCCUUUGGAGCCUUCAAAGCAAUGGAGGACCAGAAUUCUUCCAGAGCCUUACCCUUUUUCUCCAAGAUGACUAACCUGGCAGAUGUGGACGGGUCAGAGGAGGAUAAGAUCAAAGUUAUGAUGAAUCAGUCCUACGACACCAUGAAUUAUAACAAGAAGUUUGGUACUGUACUUCCUGCGAACUACACCUGUUAUCGCUGUGGAAAUACUGGACACCACAUCAGGAACUGUCCCACCAGCGGGCAGGAUAAAUCCUUCGAGGCCCCUCUGAGAAUAAAGAAAAGCACAGGCAUCCCUCGCUCCUUCAUGGUGGAGGUGGACGAUCCCAGCAUAAAGGGGGCCAUGCUGACCAACUGUGGACGUUAUGCCAUUCCUUCCAUAGACAUUGCGGCGUACGCCAUCGGCAAGAAGGAGAGGCCUCCGUUCCUUCCACAUGAGCAGCCCAAGUCAGAAGAUGAGGAGGAUCCCAUACAUGAGGAACUCCUCUGUCUCAUCUGCCAUGACCUGCUGAGUGACGCUGUGGUCAUACCCUGCUGUGGAAACAGCUACUGUGAUGACUGUAUUCGCACCGCUUUACUGGAUUCAGAGGAACACGUCUGCCCCACUUGUAGCCAAUCGGACGUCUCACCUGAUACCUUGAUAGGCAAUAAAUUUCUCCGACAGGCUGUUGAAACUUUUAAGAAAGAAAGAGGCCACACUAAAAGUCUGAGAAAAGUGGGUGGUACCUCCCAAUCCCAAAAUCCAACCCCGACACCGAGCCCUGUCCCCACCCCACCCCCUCUCGCCGUGCAGAGCCAACCCCAGAAACUGCAGCUGCCGACCCACAGCCAGCAGGACCCUCUCCUGUACCGCUCACCGGCUGCAGACACAACACCAUCGUCUCAGGUGUGCGGGGCUCCGCCCACAGCAACAGGCCCCGCCUCUGCUCCCAACACGCAGGUGUGCGGGGCUCCGCCCACAGCAACAGGCCCCGCCUCUGCUCCCAACACGCCGAGCACAUCCCUCCAGCCUGUUCAAAGCCUCCUGGAGAUACCUGACAGAGAGGCUGAAGAAAAGACGUGGGAUGACUCAGCGGCUGCUGCCACCCCGUCUGUACCGGUUUCACCCAAAGACCCCACUGAUGCUCCAUCACAGCUGAUACCACUGGUGAAGCUGACUCCAAUGGUAGAGCAGCCCCAGACAGUCAGUGUGAAUCUACAGCAGCCCUCCGCAGGUCCAGCCUCAAGACCCUCUGUGCCAUCAAAGAGCUGGGAUAGCUCCUCUUCCUCUUCAGGUUGUCCCACUGGAGGCUGGAAUGAAUCCAACACCCAGCAGCUUCCUCCCUCCGUCUCUUCAUAUACAACUCCUCCUCCACCGCUCUUUCCCUCCCCCCACUUCCACUCAUUCCUCGCCGCUCAGCAACCUCUCGGCAUUUAUCCCCCUGGAUACCCACCUACCACGCCCGUCUGGACUCUCCCAAACCUCCAGGGUGCCCCCAUCCCUUCCCUGUGCCCCUCCACCCCUUCCCUGUGCCCCUCCACCUCUUCCCUGUUCCCCUCCACCCCCAUCCCUGCUCUCAUCCCCAAGGAGUGGUACAGGCAUCAGAGAAAGAAAAAGGAGAGGUCACCUCACAGAGGAUCUUCCCACAGAAGCUCCUCCACUCGUUCUAAUUCAAAGUCUUCUAAGACCAAGUCUUCUCGCUCCUACUCUCGCUCCUCAAGCAGGUCCAGGUCCCGGUCCCGGUCCAGGUCCCAAGGCAGAUCAAGGCCUCACUCACCUUACUCCAGCCAAAGAGACCCCCACACCCGCUCUCAUUCCUCCCGCUCCUAUAUCUACGGUUACAAACGUUCCCCCACACCGUCCUCCUCAUCUUCACCUCGAGUGGCUUACCAUUCCAGGCCCAGGUCACCGUCGGAUCACCGCAAAAAUAGCCAUCACAGUCGGCACCACAGCAAGAAAUCAGCUUCGAGCAGCUCCAGCUCCAGGAAGCGAGGAGAACAUCACCAGAGGGAAGCGGGAGGCUCGGGGGGGAGUUUAGCGAGUUACCCGUAUGCUCAGCACGCAAAUCAAAGCCUCAGCCUGGAGCAGGACAGAGAGCGCUACCUGCAGUACAAAGAGUGGUGUGAUAAAUAUUUCAGCAGCUACGUCGGCCACUUACACCAGCUGCCUGUCCCCCUCCUCAGUCUUCCUCCUCCUCCUCAGUGGUUGGACAGAGAAGGAAGCAGAAAUCCUGCUAACUCUAACUCUCACAACCAACUCCAAGGUCGACGCGCCGCCCGGAUGGGCGGCCGCUCCCCUCCGUCGCAGUCAUCCAGCGACAGCCGCUCCCCUCCGUCUCACUCUACACGUGACAGCCGCUCCACGCCAUCUCAGUCUUCACGUGACAGCCGUUCCACGCCCUCUCAGUCAUCCAGCGACAGCCGCUCCUCUCCAUCUCAUUCGUCCAACGACAGCCGUUCCCCUCCCUCUCAGUCGUCCAGCGACGGACGCUCCACGCCAUCAGAAGCCGGAGCUCAGCCGAGGGCGUAUCGGCAGAAGUGCACAGAGAAGUACAGCCGCCUGCCAGUCACACUUACAAAGGACAACAAGGAAGUGGAACUGCAAGAAGGAAGUAAAGAUGACAAGCAGCCGAUCACGAAGAAUUUGGAGAACCUCAGCACCUUAAAGCGUACGCAAAAGAGCAUAAAGAAACACAAGGAAGGAAGAGAAGAGGAGUCAUCAUCCCCUGAUGCUGCAGACUCAACAGAUGACUGCAGGAAGGACAAGAGGAGGCACAACACCGGACCGAAUAUCUGCAAGGAUGGCACACCAGCACGGGACAAAGCAACUGCUAGUAAUGCCUUAGAAUCAGUCCAACCACUCGCAAAACCAGAUAAAAGUUUGGAUAAAGACUAUAAAAGAAAAAGCAGAGAAGAACGAAAUAUGGAAAUAGAGAAAGAACGGAGAAGAAGCAAACAUUCAGACUCCAGGCGGGAUGUGGGGAGACAGCGCAAAGAAAAGCCCAGUAGAGAGGCACACAAGGUGGGUGCAGACAGACACCCUCGAGGCAGCAGAGCUUCUGACUCCAGAUCAGAGAAGAGUCGAAAAAGAAAAAGUGAGGACAUCGAGAGAAGUUCUGUGAAGGCUGAGAGCAGCAAAUGCCUGAAAACGAACACAACAGAGAACCCCAAAAGCCACAAGAGUGAAUCCCCGAAUCCAUUUGACAGAAAGAAGCCACAAACGGAGAAGAAAAAGGAGAGUAAAACAUGGCCUCUGACAGAGACAGACAUCUGGGAGGGAGGGAUAAAGGUGAAACCACAGAAGAAGAUAAGCAUCAACAUAAACCUGGAAGGAAACAGGAAGGAAGAGAAAACGGAGAGUGUCACAGGACAAACAAAGGAAGAAAUUGAGAAAGCUGGUGAUGGAGAGGAGGAGAAGUUAAACAGCGGAGAGACAGAAAUUGAAGCCAAUGAAAAGAAGGAAUCCAGCAGAGACGUGGACGAAGAAAAAAUAAAAGCGGAUGAAGGAGAGGCAAGACAGAAAUGGGAGAAAGCUACCUUCAGAGAUGAUAAGGAGGGAGAGAUGUUGGAGACAAUUUCAGUAGAGAAAAAAGACCUUGGAGAGAAGAACGAGGACUUUGACUUAUGUCUUAGUGCCCUCAGAGGAGUGGAGAAGGAGAGUAAAAAUCGGUGGGAUGAAAGAGACGGGAUGGAGGCCAGCAAAAGAGAUGAGGUGACACAUGACAAGAAGAGGAGCGCGAGGGGAGGAAAGGAAGGACAAUCGAUGGGAGAGUUAGUCGUAGGUACCCAGAAGGAGAGGGCAGAGGGAGAAAACAUAUGCAAAGAAGACAGAAGAAACCCACUGGGGGAGUCAAAGCCAAAGGAGGAGCUGAUGGAGGGAGUGAAGUGGAGGGUGAGGAAAGAAGAAGACACGAUGGAGUCACAGAGGAGCAGAAACGAGAGCCAACACGACAGAUCAAACACCACGGUGGACGAUGGCAGCAGCUACGACGAUCGUCAGGAGAGAAAGACAUUGGUGAAAACUCUGGAGGAAUACACCCAGGAGAGAGCUACAGACCGAGAGGACAAUCUCGUACUCGUACAGGUCCCUCGUUCCAAAUGGGAGAAGGAAGAGUCUGAGGAAGAAGAGCGGGAUGGAGGAGUGAUCAAAGUUCAACCGGAUGCUCUUACAACGUUUCUGCCGUCACCAUCCGUGUCUGUGACAGCAGAGACAACAACCAACAGGGAGACUGAAGAAAAGAGAGAGAGGUCAGUGGAAAUGGAGAGAGGAAAGGACAGGGAGAGAGAGAAAACCCCCAUUUUGUCCACUUCACACACAAGUGUGGCUCCCUCUACUGGCAAAGACAGAAGUGACAGCGCCUUGUGUACAGACAGAGAUGGGGAGAAAAGGAUGGAGAUGGAGAGAUGGAGCGAUAGAGAUAGAGGGAGGGAGAGGGAGAGGCAGAAAGAGAGCAAAAGAUCAAAAGAGCGAACCAAGGAGGAAGAGAAAGGGAGAGACAGGGGGCACAGCAGCGUUGCUUCAGCCCAAAAGAGGAAUCCCACUUCCUCCUCCUCCUCUCACUCCUACUCUUAUUCAAUGUCGCAUGACACAGAGAGGAGAGACAACAGCAGCAAGAGUUCCUCCUGUCCCAGCGGGAAAUCCUCCGGCGGUAGAAGCAGGGAAAGCAGAGCUACCGAAGUGCCUGAUCAAAACACCCACAAAUCAUGCAGAGACACGUUCCUGGACCAUCACCAAGAUCCUUCAGGGAACUGCAGACCUGCAGGGACCCACCAUUCCCUACCUUCCCUCUCUCAUAGCCAGGGUAAGGAGAGAGACUCACUCCCCUCUGGAUCAGAUCUGGGUAAACCCAGAAUGAGCAGCCCUGCUGCAGAAGUCCUGCAGGACAGAAGCAGAAACGAGAGCAAGGCUGAAAAGGAGGAGUGGAAGCUGAGGCAGUUAAUAAAAGAAAAUGAAGAGAUGGUGGCUGAGACAGAAGGAGGUAGUCAGUGGGAGGGACGGAGAGAGCUGGAGGAAGGGGAGAGGCCCAGCAGCCGUAGCAACAGCGUCAGUUCAUCAGCGAGCCAGGAGGACGACGGGAGGAAAGAGGAGAAGAAGAAGAAACAAAAGAAGCACAAAAAGGAGAAGAGACGAGGCGCCCCGGAGCUGCUGGAGGAAGGCGAGCUGAAGAGACACAAACAUAAGAAGAAGACGUCGAAGAAGAGCAGAGAUGGAAGGGAAGAGAAGAGUAGCGGACAGGUGGAUGACCACCCCAUGCUUUGCUCUGUUAUGUUAUCUUGAUUCUCAUAGGUUAAAAACUUGAAUGAUGUUUUUCCUUUCUGUGUCCAAAAAGUGCCUGGAUUUCUGUUUUUCAACUUUAUUUUCCCAGGAUACUUUUGGUAUCAAUCUCAUAUCAAAUAUGCAGCCAAAAUGAAAGUGAAAAAAUUGUGAAGGAAAAGCACUUUAAACUAUAUAUAUAAGAAAAUGAAUGUGAAUGAAAGCUAAUGUUAAACAUUUGAGAGCUUGAAUUAUUUAAAGUUCGAGGAACUUGCACACGCUCUCAACUUGCUCAGGACUGCCACCAACUAUGGUUUAUAUAAUGAACCUGCGAUGUUACAGCUUACAAUCUGACAAGAGGUCAGUCAGUAAUUUGAUUUGCCUCACACAGAAGCAAAGGAGUGCAUUAUAGAGGAUUAUUGUGAUUCAUUUGAAACAUACUGUGAAUAUUUAUGAUUUGAACCUCUGUGUCGUAUUUUGUUUUUGUUUUUCAUUUUGUAAAUGUUUAAUUUAAAAAAAGUAACUGCUGGAUGGAUGAAUAAUUUAUCAGAGGAAAGUUUAGUUUUUCCUGUUUUGAAGGAAAUAAAAAUAAACAUCCAUGAAUGUU